AAAAAAUAAGUAACAUUAUUUUGUCGCUAUUAAAAUUCUUGAUAAACACUUCUACAAUUUGUUUUUGACUCUUCAUCUAUAUAUAGUCUCGUUCUGAAGAGCUUACAGGCCUCCCAGACCCGAGGGGUGGACCCAGGGCGCGCGAGCCUCUCCAACGCGCUCGCACUUUGCAUCAAUAAUUAUGACGUUUGCAAAUUUAGAAGACAUUCCAUAUACUGAAUUGAAAAAGAUAGCUUUCCUACGAAGUGCUUAUUCUAAAAGAAUUUAUAAGUCUUUUAUCUGUUAUGGAAACAUUGAGAGAGUUUAUUUCAAGCUGUCUGGCUUGUAUUCCUGGUUUUGGACCGGAGGGCCAAGACACCGCGAACACAGGUGAACCUGUGGGAAUCAUGGUGAAGAGAGCGAACCGAAAGGUGGGCGCCAACACAACCUCGGACAUGAAGAUCCCAGACGCCGAGAAAGAAACGCCUGACUACUCCGUGUUCACAGUUGAAGCGAAGAAAAACAUGCAAGGCUCCACAUCGGACAAGGGCAAGAAAUACCCGAAACUUAGCAAGCCUAAGAAAGGACAGUUGAUUCUGGUCAAAAGUGCCCAAGACCAGAGCAAGGGGAAACGCCAAGGCAUUUUCCCAAGCCUGCCAAAAGGGCCCACGAGUCUGGUCAGCAACAAGAAGCAAAGCCAUUCACCUGCUGUAUCCAGGGCUGUGUCUGCCAUGCAAGCCGCUCUUGACAGGUUCAGGUCGGAGGAUGAUUGCCCCGUGACACCAGGCAGCAGUGUAUAUCAGCGCGAAGGCGCCAUGUCUACGCUCCUUGGAGUGCAGAACUGGGAGGACGUCGUGGAAGGCAGGGAGGCAGCAAGGCCAGCCACCACCGCUAGUGCGAGAGAGACGGAUGAACCCGCUACUUCCUCUCCGUGGCCCUCCCGCGCGUCCUGCUCCGAGUACAGCGAUCUCCCUCCGACCCCCGACCUCGAUAUCGUGGGCAUGGGUUAUGGAGGCCCCAGCCAGCGGCAGCUUGACAAGAAGUAUGUCCUGGAAAAGUGGUUCAAGCGGGGCGGGACAGAGAACAGGGAAUCACCUGAAAGGGAGCGGCUUCCCAGAAACGCCGCGCCCUUCCUGAUUGACGACCCAGUGGCAUGGGAGAUCGACUUUGCGGAGAAGCCACUUGACGACGCCCGACGUCAGCGACAGCAGAAAAAGCAAAAGAAAAUCCACAAGCUUCGACAACAGCUCAAGAACAAGAGUAUCGCUGACCAACCAGACGAGAGGUUGCGCAGCAACGGAGCCACAUCUGCUGUCAUGUGGGAGAUCGACUUUGCAGAGGACAGAUCCGAGGAAUCCCACCAAAAGCGCCUAUCCAAGCGAGAGAAGAAGCUCAAGAGACUUGCCAAAAAGGAAAAAAACACCGCUGAGCAGGACAAGGACUCGCAGGCUCCUUGCAAACCAACAUCUCCUCGUGACAUGUACGGCGGCCAAGACUUCAAGGAAGCACUCAACUUUUAGAGACGCUCAAGUGCGAAAUUUGAGAGUAAAUGGCAUAUUUUGCCGAAAAGGCGCUUAAUAUAAGUUAACAUCGCUACUUGCUUUUUUUAUUAUUAUCAUUAUUAUAAAAAUGUUAAAAGAAAACCUCGUAUUCCAAGUGUUACCAUUCUAACUCACCUACAAAGACACACUAUACGUCUUUUUCCAAAUCUUCGACUCUCCUCGUGCCACACACCCCAUCAAAGCCAACCACUUGACAGCUACUGUUCUGGAAGGACAAGCGAUUGUGACUGGAUGAUCUCAUCUUAGAAUAAAUAAGUGUUUUCCGUA
Nematostella vectensis (starlet sea anemone) is the source of this 1808-nucleotide messenger RNA. RefSeq lists its product as uncharacterized. Lineage: Eukaryota; Metazoa; Cnidaria; Anthozoa; Actiniaria; Edwardsiidae. Bases 285 to 1499 code for a protein of 404 amino acids. The transcript is spliced from 3 exons. The record is from RefSeq and is a predicted model, not a curated record.